This is a messenger RNA of Pectinophora gossypiella (pink bollworm), 5085 nucleotides long. RefSeq lists its product as uncharacterized. The record is from RefSeq and is a predicted model, not a curated record. The transcript has a single exon. Bases 254 to 4741 code for a protein of 1495 amino acids. NCBI's taxonomy places the organism in Eukaryota, Metazoa, Arthropoda, Insecta, Lepidoptera, Gelechiidae.
AACAAUAAUGCUUACUCACCUAUUAACCAUGCACCGAGCCUCUCGCUAACCCACCCCGCUUGUCACAGGUAUAGCCGGUAUAACCACAGACGCUAACACCCUUGAAGCCUUAUCGACAAGCAAAAGAAGCACUUACGACUAUCCCCGUACUGCCAAUUUCGAAAACACCAUAAAAAAAUUCGAUUCCAACGAAAACUUUAAUGUAAAUGACACGAAAAUACACCCCAAAUGUAAAGUUAGUUUGACGACAAAAAUGACAGAUAAAUGCGAUGCCUUGGAUCUUCAUCAAGGGCAUUCUAGUAGUCGCUCGAGUCUGUAUUCUAUACCUUCAAUAGAAUGGGACGGUAGAUGCAAAUCAGAUUUCGGUUUUCGUACCAGAUCUCUGCCGAGGCAGCGUAGAAAUUCCGCUCAAAAGCUUUACAGAACGCAGUCGCAUAGUGGCUUUAUAAAUUUCGCAAAAGACCCAGAGCCUACCCAUUUCCAUUUGCCGCGCUGUCGCUCGUGCGGCGCGACUAACGCUUCUUACACGUGGGAAUUGACAAAAGAGGAAAAAUCUUGUAGGAAAGCACCCGGUUCUUUAUAUAUGUCCGUUGAUAAUUUACCACAACGCUGCAUCGACGAGAACAAAGCGACCCGAGUAUCCGAAAAAACCAUCCCGGUUUUCAAAAUCGCGAAGCUUGAUACCGAUUUUGUCGAAAGCCAAGAGUUUAGUGAAGACAACUAUUUGGGAGAUCUCAACAGUUUCUCAUCUGACAACCAGACUGUUAUUGAAAAGAUUGAAGCCAGUAGCCGACAAGACGUCACAGUUACUGAAGUAACAGUAAAAAGUGACACUGAGAUUGUAAAAACUGAUGAAAAUGUAGCAAAACAAGGAGCAGACGAUGAUCUUUAUCGAGCAGAAUGUAUUCCUGUUGUAGAUGACAGAGGAGAGAUAAAUAACAAUUCAAUAGACUCGAUAGAAGGAGAAUAUCACAGUUUUACAGACGAUAUGGGUUUUGAUGAAGCUGUGUAUGAAAGUCCUGUUAAAGAACUCGUCGAGAAAGAUAUCAGGGACUAUUCAGUGCCUAUAGAUUGUUAUUGUGAAGACUAUAAAAAGGACAGUCCAGGAAAAUCACCACAGAAACGAUUAGGAACUGAGAAACCGACGGUUUUAGAACCUAUAUUAGAAGAAUCUAAGAGUUCGUACGACGAUUCUGGGAAUAUGUCCGGAGAGAAAAUUGACUUGAAGUCCGAUAAAGAAACCUCAGUUCAAGGUACAGACUUUGAACACGAUUUAGGUAAAGCCAAAGAAAUGAAAGUGGAAACAAAAGAAAAUGAAAAAAAUAGAGAAGCUGAAGAACUAAGAGAAAUAGACAACUCAACUCAAACUCACAACAUGGAGAGCGACGACUGCUCAGACUCGGACGAACUGGAAGACUUCGAAUCAGACGAAGAAAUCCCAGAUGAAAAACAGCAAGUCGACAUUCCGUAUCACAAUAAACCGAAGAAAUCAGAAAAUGUAGCGCACCAUGUUAUACAAGACCUGUUUACUAGAGCAGAGGCAGCAGUUGAACUUAAAAGUGAAAUUACUGAUGGGAACGCUAAGAAAGUCACAACUGAUGCUUUACAAACUGAAUACGUACACAGAGAUAGUUAUUUUGCAGCGGAAGAAGAAUCUGACAUAACAACGAACGAGACAGAAAGUGUAAGCAACGUCGUACAGACAGCUGUGGAUAUUUAUUGUAUAGACGAAGAAGAAGUAGACCACGCUAUAGUCGAUAGUGUUUACAAUAAUGUCUUUGAAAUACUGUCAACUGAUGCCAUAAGUACCGAAACUAAAAGAGGAAGUUCUGUCGACUAUAGUAUCAGCUCAACAGUAGAACUGAGAAGCUUCGAUUCGACGGCUGAAUUUGAAAAAUAUGAAGUCAUAGCGGACGUUGUUACUUCGCUAUUGAAUAAGAUUGAUUUUCAAAGUGAUAAUAAGGAUGUGUACGUAAACCUGCCAAAGCAACAUGUUGGAAGUCAUUUUGAUGAACAGAAGAAUCUGGAAGCAGCAGAAGAACUAGAAAUUGAUGAAAUUCGUGAUUUGAAAGCUGCAAAUUCUUUUACUAAUCAAAAUGAUGCACAUGAAAAUAUGGACGUUGAAAGUAAUGAACCGAAACAGACCUUUGAAACUACAAAUGACGCAAGAAGUGAUGUUCGUUGUGAAGAACAUAAAGGCGAUAAUUUUAAAGACGUUGAUAAUAUUCAGACCGAUGAAAAACCAACAGGCUACGUAGAAUUUUCAAUGGCAAAAUUCAUGCAUACUCUACCGGAAAAUGACGAUUACUCCAAAAUGAAUGCACAAAAUGAAUUUCAAUUUGACUACGACACGAGUAAUGAUUCAGAAAAUUACGGUUCAGCGGAAGCAUCGCUUUCAAUAGCAAAAGAAGAAAAUAUUGACACUAUAAGUGAACUAGUUGACCCAAAAGAACAGAUAGAAAAUAACAAUGAUAUACAAGAAAAUAAACAAGAUAUAAACGCUAAACCGAUUCACACUUUACCUGAAGACGCCCAUGAAAAUGUUCAAAAUAGCAAUGAGCAAAGUGAGUCAACGGAAGAUUCAAACAAUAACAGUAAUUUACAUAUCACAGAAGACUUUUCAAUUGCAAAAAUCAUUCAAGACAUUGAACUUAAUGUUAAUCUUAAUGAAACUGUACUGACAGAUGCUAGCGAUACAGAGUUAUCUCACACACAUAAAAUUAUAGAAGGUAUCCUUUACUACAUUUUUGAUCAGGCAUUCUUUACUUUGAAGGAUAAAGCCAAAGCGCUCAAAGUGCAUAAGAAGGUUGUAACUGUUGUGGCUGAUGCAGAAGACAUUCUGCUUACAGCAGCACCCGCCUUACUAGGACAUAUCUCGAUAGAUACAGACGAAAAUAUUAUAAAACCUACAGAAAAAGUCUUUAACGCCGAGCAAAAUUACUUCGACAAGGACAGAUGUCUAGAAGAAAUAGAGUUGUGCCUAAAUACUAUUGUAAAAGAGCAGGAUAACAUUAAUUGUAUCUCUAAUUUAGAACCGAUUACAGUUGAAACUGUUGAUGAAAGUCAAAUUGUUAAAGAAAUGCACACACGAAACAAUACAAACGACGAGAAUGAUGAUAACGAUAUGAAAGUGUCGGCAAACAGUGAAACAGAAUUUCCUGUCUUUCAUAAAGAGAUUGAAACAGCUUCAGACAUUCAUCAAUCUACUUUCAAUAAAGAAAUGACACCGAUGACUUCAGAAAUUAAAGCUGAAGACAAAGAUAAAAUUGAAAAUAUCCCAGAUACAAAGAUAUCGACCGAUCUCGAGGCAGACACGCCUGCACUUGCAGAAAUCGUAGUUAAAGAAACAAGCAGAAUUCAAUUAUUAGAUAGUGAUCAAUCUAGCACACUUGAUGAAAAAAAGGACCCUGUGAUUACAAUUCAAGAUGUCAACAUUGAAAAUGAAGGCACAAUUAACAAACUUGAAGACAUAGAAAAGCCUGCAAAUUUAGAUACAGACAUUUGUAUACAUGAAGUACCCGAUUAUAUCGAUGCCUCAGUCAGUUGCCAUCAAAUGGAACAGAUCGAUCUGAUCAAAACUUCAGAUAUAGGCAUUGACGCCGAUGAUUUAUUAACAUCAGAAAAUUGUACACAGUAUGAUGAAAAGUCUGCAAUAGCUGAACAUAUUGACAUCAAUUCAGAUGCUAACAACACAGUUAAGUUCAACAAAAAUGAGUUUCUAAACAUUUUAGACGACGAAGUUUAUGCAGCGGAGUGUGCUGAAAAUACAACAGCUUUAGAUGUUACCCACAACAAUUCCACUCUUCAAGAUGACGAUUUCAAUACUGCGUCUCAAAAUAUACACGAGGAAAGCGUAGAUGUAGCUUCAGCCAUAAUGGCACACAUGACUGAGGUUCUAGAGCUGUCUAUACCUUACGACCCUGAAAGAGAAGCCAUUGAAGAGCAUAAUAUUAACGAAACGUUUAUUCUAGAGAAUAAAGAUAUGAAUACUGCGUUCUUGGAAUACAGCAGAUCGUCUUCACCGAACAGAGAGACGUCCAUUUUUGAAGUGUGCACAGAAUCGCCUAUAAGGAACCCUUCAGACACUUUUAUUGGAGAAGAUCUAAGCGUUUUAUAUGAGAAAGAUGACACGUUACUCGGUUCGCCGUUUGUCAAACAGGGGUCGGUUAUAUCUAUGUCUCAAACAGUACAUAGCGGAGGCAUUAAAUAUUGGGUCUCCUUCGAUGAUAGCCUCACGGAAGUCAAAGAAAAACGAACAUUUAAAUCUUUACGAAGAUCUAAAGAAAACAGCUUCCCAAGUUUUGUUACUGUCGAUUUUAAUAGCAAAGAUACAAAGAAUGUUGAAGAGGAAUAUGUAGACGCGUUCCAGAUAGACACUUUUAAACGACGCAGCGUUUUGAAUUUCAACCAAUCGGAAGCGAGUAAUUUGAAAAUGGAUGAUCUCAGGCACAAUUUCAACCAAUCGCAACGCGAUAAUUCGAAAGUGGAAGAGUCUUUCGCAUCGUGCACGUCCACAGAUUAUAAUACGUGUGAAUCGGGGCAAAAUUCCAAAUUGGAAUCGAGUGAGCUUCAAAAGAAGUUGCUGUACGAUUCUCGUACGGACUUACACACAACAUCUGUCAAACGCCAAUAUGCUAGUUGGCCGCCGUUCGAAGAUACAUUAUUUUACAGAAUAAUUUCGAAGUUUAGGAUGUCCGAAAGUUUUGAUCCUAGUGAUUUUGAACAUAUACAAAUUGAUUAGUUAUAGGCGUCAAGAAUCAUGCGAUUUUCAUACGAAUUUAAACUGGAAACUAGGGGGUUAAAAUGGCCACAUCGACGCAAUUCAUCUAAGAAAGCAAUAUUGCUAUUUGACAUUUGUUUGCAUUGCGCACUCACUUUUAUAUGCGCAAAUGUCAAAUUGCCAUAUUGCUUUUUUACAGCUAGCGUUUUCCAGAUAACUUAUUAUGGUAUAUACCAAAAAAGUAAUAAGGGUUAAGGUUAUCCCGUCGGACCACAAUUUACAUUUUUAUUGAUAUUUAUUAUUGAAUACAGAACACGGUAAAGUAUCAUUUAAUAUUACGCGUAAAAUUGGCAUUCGGGAAUGGU